This is a messenger RNA of Erythranthe guttata (spotted monkey flower), 2577 nucleotides long. The record is from RefSeq and is a predicted model, not a curated record. NCBI's taxonomy places the organism in Eukaryota, Viridiplantae, Streptophyta, Magnoliopsida, Lamiales, Phrymaceae.
AUGGAUUUUCCAAUGGAAACUCAGUCGCCGCCGCAGCCUGAACCCUCCGCCGUCGUGAUGGAGGUGGAAGAGCUGCCGGAAAAUGAAGUGGAUGGUGAAAUGGAGGUUUUGACGGCGAGAGUGAAGUCGUUAAUGGAUAAAAUCACAGAAAAUACUGAUAACCCUAACCCCAUUUUAAUCAACGCUAUCUCCACUAUCCUUGAAUCUCUCGAAUCAAGAUACACGAACGAUCAAGGUCAAUCCUCAACAUUUACUAGCAUUCUCGGUAACGCUGGACGUAUUAUGGAACUUAUUAAGGAGAACGAUGCAUUUUUCCAGUUGAUAUCGUCAAAAAUUCUAACCGAUAGAAGAUAUUCUGUUUCGGCAAAGGCAGCCACCGCAAGGCUCGUUUUCAGCUGUUUGCCGAGUUGGUUGUAUCAGCUUGAAGACGACGUUCUAGAUAUAAUCGGAGGUUGGGUGAUGGAUGAGACGACACCCGAUACGUUGGAAUUAGAAACGUUGCGAACAUAUUCAAUCGGGGCUCUUUCAAGAGUUUUUACUCUAUGCUUGGUUUGCGACAGCGAACCAGCGGAACGUUUCUUAACGUCUGGACUGCCAGCUAAGUUAAUGCAAAUACUACGCAUUGAGGUUUUGUGCGCGGCAAGUAGCACAAGUGAAAAGAAGGCUAGUUUAUCGAAAGUCGGAAAUAAGGACAUCACCGAUUUGGUAAAGGAAUCCGCCAGAGCUGCCGAAGCUGAAGCGAGAGCUUCCAAGUCAUCCGAAGCAGACAUAAGUGCUGCUGGUGUUGCUGCUGCUGAAGUUGUUAAGAGCGCUGCUUUCGAGGAGUAUCGAAAGACGAAUGACGAAAACGUUGCAGCGUAUGCUGCUUAUAAGGUUGCAUCGGCGCUUAUAGAUGAUUUUAAUGCUGUUGCUCUCUCGAGGUAUUUAAAUUAUUUUGAAGGUGAUUGGGAUCAUUCAAACCCUGAAAUUGACGAAGAUGUCGGCAAUUUUUUCUUCGUGGACGCCGAUUCGCUUUCGAAGCUUAGGGAGAAAUUCUGUAUCCAGUCGCUUGUGUGUCUUUUGAUUCUGUGGAAGGAUGUCGACUUUCUAGACUCUCUCCUUCACGAGAAGGCGGUCGACGUGUGCCUGGCUCUAGUGCAGAAAUGUGUCGGGACAGACGAUGGAUCGAAUGAUUAUAAGCUCUUUUGGCAUGAUAUUUUGAAGCUCGUCUGCGAAUUGACCGAACACGAGAAGUUCAUGGUGUUGUUUUUGGAUAACGGUGGCCUCCAGAAAUUGCUGGCUGGUCCGAGAAUUCCUCGAUCGUUUCAUCGUUUGUCUUCCUUUUUAUGCACCGUUACUCGGGUUCAGAGUACGAUGAGAUGUCUCUGCGAUCUCCCUUCAAGCGUUAUCCGGCAGGUUGUUGAGUUGGUUUUUGAAAUUCUCGAGUCUGAACACGAAUACUACAUAGCAAGGGCAGAUGUUUCUUCAUUUCUAACGUCCGCUUUCAGCUAUAGAGCGGUACUCGACGCGUUCGACGCGCACGACGGUCUGGAGAAAUUGGUUAAUUAUUUGCAUUAUUCCGCUUCAGUAACAUCCGGCGCUUCGACACCACUCACCUAUCGACAGACACAGACUGCUCACGAGACUUGUGCCGCACUCCACCAAUAUAUCAGAACACAUCUGCUUCUGUUUGUGGAUUCUAUUCUAAGCGUCUCGAGUGGGGAACCGUAUAAGCCAAUUAACGCAAGCAACGAGGCGUUUGACUCUCUGUUUCGUCAAAUACGGAACGAUGAAAAAUUGGGUGCCACAUUUAUCUACUGCCGUUGGCCCUCUGCCUACAGAUUCAUAAGAUCAAAUGGUCAUAUCACUUUGCUUGAGUUGUGCCAGGCCUCGCAAUUAACACGUACUUUACAAGGUUCUCUUCAAUAUAUCAUCGAAAUAUUGCGUAUACUGACUUUGAUUCGGUGUAUUCGAAGUGAUAUCAUAGAUGCAACGUUAAGCAAUGGCCGAGCUGCUAUAGCUGUAGUUUUGGAUGUAAUAAAUACACCAGCUAAUUUUGGACCGGAGAUUGUGGAUCCAGCAUUGCAUAUGUUGGUAAAUCUGGUUUGCCCUCCUCCAUUCAUCCCGGAAGACGAUUUUAAAGAUCGGGCAAUAGCCGAUAUGGAAAAAGGUUGUUGUCUAGCAAGAGAAUCUAUCCGUGAAAAUAACGGAAUAAAGAUUCUCCUUCGUCUUCUCGAAAGUCGGAUAUUCACAUCCCAAGCCGAUCUUGUGCGUCGCCGUGUUCUCACAUGCCGAGUCCUUCUCGGUUUAGCCAAAGACAAUUCCAUUGCGCGUACAUUAUCGAAGCUUGAGUUGGCGAGAAAGUUAUUAGAAAUCAAUCGGGAUUUGGGAGGAAAGAGCUCCGGCGUUGAUGAGCAUAAUAAAUGGCAUGCAGAGCUUGACCAACUGACGAUUGAGCUAAUUGCGGUCACAACGAAUUCGGGGUGCGCAAGCACUGUAGCUGCCGAUGCUUUUACCCCACCUUUGAGGCGUAUUGAAAAAGCUGCCAUUGUCGAAGCAACUCCGAUUACUUAUAAUCCAAGGCAACUAAAAUUCUAG